Molecule: messenger RNA, 1654 nt
Organism: Tachyglossus aculeatus (Australian echidna)
Lineage: Eukaryota; Metazoa; Chordata; Mammalia; Monotremata; Tachyglossidae
Product: cytochrome P450 4A25-like
Exons: 12
Coding region: 52-1578 (508 amino acids)
Molecular function (GO): oxidoreductase activity, acting on paired donors, with incorporation or reduction of molecular oxygen; heme binding; iron ion binding
Source: RefSeq, a predicted model, not a curated record
GGACCAUUUUCGGCCGGACUCCAGCUGGCCCCUGCCAAGGCCUUGGCUAGCAUGGGACCCUCCUCCGCCCCCGUACUGGACGCCUCCAGGCCCCUGCACUUGGCCGCGGCCUUCUUCCUGGCUCUGAUGCUGCUCAAAGCGCUGCGGCUCUACCUGCGCCGCCUGGACCUGGGCCGGGCCCUGGAGGGAUUCCCGAGGCUCCCGGACCAAGGCCUCUUCGGCCAGGGAACGGAGUGCCAGUCCGGGACCAAACUAGAAGAGCUGUCGGCCCUGGUGGCCCGGUACCCCUACGCCUGUGCCCAGUGGACUGGCAUCUGCACCGCCACCGUCAGCAUCUACCACCCCGACUACGUGAAGACCCUCCUGAGCAGAGAGGAUCCGAAGAACCCACUGAUCUCCAAGUUUCUGUUUCCAUGGAUUGGUAAAGGCCUCCUACUCUCAAACGGAUCCAAGUGGUUUCAGCACCGGAAACUUCUGGCUCCCGGCUUUCACGUCGACGUCCUGAAGCCCUUCGUUCGGCUGAUGGCUGACUCUGCCACGGUGAUGCUGGGUAACUGGAAGAAGCUGAUCUCUCAGGAGGAGUCUGUGGAGAUUUUUCAGCCCAUCAGUUUGAUGGCGCUGGAGUUGGUUUGGAAAUGCGCCUUCAGCCACCCGAUCAGUUACCAGGGAAACGGGAAUUCGGAGACAUACACUCGGGCUGUGGAGGAGCUCACCUACUUGACGUCCCAACGCGGUCUGACUUACCUUUUCCACUUUGACUCGGUGUACUGGCUCACCCCCCCGGGACGCCGUUUCCAGGAGGUAUCUCAACUAGCACACCUGCACACAGAUGCAGCGAUUCGGAAGAGGCAGGCCGACCUUGGCGGGGAGCGGGAGCUGGAGAAGAUCCGGACGAAGCGGCACGUGGAUUUUCUGGACAUCCUCCUCUGCUCCAGAACCGAGAAAGGCGAAGAGCUGUCGGACGCGGACCUGAGGGCCGAGGUGGACACGUUCAUAUUCGCGGGCCACGACACCACGGCCAGUGGCAUCUCCUGGACGCUCUACUGUUUGGCCCUGCACCCCGAGCAUCAGCAGCGCUGCCGCGAGGAGGCCCGGAAAAUUCUGGAAGAACGGGACACCGUCCAGUGGGAAGAUUUAGCCCAGCUGACCUUCACCACCAUGUGCAUUAAAGAGUCUCUGCGUCUCUACCCGCCGGUGCCGGCCGUUUCCAGGGAGCUCAGCUCGCCCAUCACCUUCUUCGACGGACGCUCUCUGCCUGAAGGUGUGGUCGUCUCCUUGAACAUCUACACCCUCCACAGGAACCCGGCCGUCUGGACUGACCCAGAGGUCUUCGACCCGCUGAGGUUCUCCCCUGAAAAGUCCUCCCAGAGGCACCCCCAUGCUUUCCUACCAUUCUCCGCAGGAUCGAGGAACUGCAUCGGGCAGCAAUUGGCCAUGAACGAGUUGAAGGUGGUGGUGGCCCAGACCCUUCUCCGCUUCAAGUUGUCUCCGGACCCCUCCCGCCCUCCCGAGCCCACCCCCCAGCUGGUCCUCAAAUCCAAGACGGGAAUUCAUCUGCUCCUAAGGAAGCUGUCUUAGCCCCGCCAAAGACUCGGAAUAUUUUGACGGUUUCAUCCCCGACGAAUAGGCUUGUCCGCGACAUUGGGAUUCUGUG